Balaenoptera musculus (blue whale) is the source of this 3974-nucleotide messenger RNA. It is a transcript of the gene ACO1, whose product is annotated as aconitase 1. Gene Ontology annotation, molecular function: 4 iron, 4 sulfur cluster binding; iron-responsive element binding; aconitate hydratase activity. Gene Ontology annotation, cellular component: mitochondrion; cytosol. NCBI's taxonomy places the organism in Eukaryota, Metazoa, Chordata, Mammalia, Artiodactyla, Balaenopteridae. Bases 142 to 2811 code for a protein of 889 amino acids. The record is from RefSeq and is a predicted model, not a curated record. The transcript has 21 exons. Gene Ontology annotation, biological process: citrate metabolic process; tricarboxylic acid cycle.
UGCCGGUCCGUGCCCGGCUCACCCCAUUGUCUCUGCACUCGCAGCUCCAGGAAGGCAGGGGUUGCUUCUCACUCAACUGCCUCUCCCCCGAACUGCCUGGCACUGGACUUUUAGACACGGGACACGUGGCCAUCAGGAAUCAUGAGCAACCCAUUUGCACACCUCGCUGAGCCUUUGGAUCCUGCACAACCAGGAAAGAAGUUCUUCAAUUUGAAUAAAUUGGAAGAUUCAAGAUAUGGACGACUACCAUUUUCUAUCAGAGUUCUCCUGGAGGCAGCCAUUCGGAACUGUGAUCAAUUUUUGGUGAAGAAAAAUGAUGUUGAAAAUAUCCUAAAUUGGAAUGUCAUGCAGCAUAAGAACAUAGAAGUGCCAUUUAAGCCUGCCCGCGUCAUCCUGCAGGACUUCACGGGUGUGCCAGCUGUGGUUGACUUUGCUGCCAUGCGUGAUGCUGUGAAAAAGUUAGGAGGAAAUCCAGAGAAAAUAAACCCUAUCUGUCCCGCUGACCUUGUCAUUGAUCAUUCCAUCCAGGUUGAUUUCAACAGAAGGGCAGACAGUUUACAGAAGAAUCAAGACUUGGAAUUUGAAAGAAAUAGAGAACGAUUUGAAUUUUUAAAGUGGGGCUCUCAGGCCUUUCGCAACAUGCGGAUUAUUCCUCCUGGCUCAGGAAUCAUCCACCAGGUGAAUCUGGAGUAUUUGGCAAGAGUGGUAUUUGAUCAGGAUGGAUAUUAUUACCCAGACAGUCUUGUGGGCACGGAUUCGCACACUACCAUGAUUGAUGGUUUGGGCGUUCUCGGUUGGGGUGUGGGUGGUAUCGAAGCAGAGGCUGUCAUGCUGGGCCAGCCAAUCAGCAUGGUGCUUCCCCAGGUGAUUGGCUACAGGCUGAUGGGAAAUCCCCACCCCCUGGUAACAUCCACUGACAUCGUGCUCACCAUCACCAAGCACCUCCGCCAGGUUGGGGUAGUGGGCAAAUUUGUCGAGUUCUUCGGGCCAGGGGUAGCCCAGUUGUCCAUUGCCGACCGAGCUACAAUUGCCAACAUGUGUCCAGAGUAUGGCGCCACUGCUGCCUUUUUCCCGGUUGAUGAAGUCAGUAUCAAGUACCUGGUGCAGACAGGUCGUGAUGAAGAAAAAGUAAAGCAUAUUAAAAAGUAUCUUCAGGCUGUAGGAAUGUUUCGGAAUUUCAGUGACCCCUUUCAAGACCCAGACUUUGCCCAGGUUGUGGAGUUAGACUUGAAAACAGUAGUGCCUUGCUGCAGUGGACCCAAAAGGCCUCAGGACAAAGUUGCCGUAUCUGACAUGAAAAAGGACUUUGAGAGCUGCCUUGGAGCCAAGCAAGGAUUUAAAGGAUUCCAGGUUGCUCUGGACCAUCAUAAUGACCAUAAGACAUUUAUCUAUAAUAAUAGCGAGUUCACCCUUGCUCACGGUUCUGUGGUAAUCGCUGCCAUUACCAGCUGCACUAACACCAGUAAUCCAUCUGUGAUGUUAGGAGCAGGCUUGUUAGCAAAGAAGGCUGUGGAUGCUGGCCUGAACGUGAAGCCUUACAUCAAAACUAGCCUAUCUCCUGGAAGUGGUGUGGUCACCUACUACCUGCGAGAAAGCGGAGUCAUGCCUUACCUGUCUCAGCUUGGGUUUGAUGUGGUGGGCUACGGCUGCAUGACCUGCAUUGGCAACAGUGGGCCCUUACCUGACGCUGUGGUAGAAGCCAUCACGCAGGGGGACCUUGUUGCUGUUGGAGUACUGUCUGGGAACAGGAAUUUUGAAGGGCGAGUCCACCCCAAUACCCGGGCCAACUAUUUAGCCUCUCCGCCUUUAGUAAUAGCGUAUGCAAUUGCCGGGACCAUCAGGAUCGACUUUGAGAAAGAGCCACUGGGGGUAAAUGCAAAGGGACAACAGGUAUUUCUGAGAGAUAUCUGGCCAACCAGAGACGAGAUCCAGGCAGUGGAGCGUCAGUACGUCAUCCCUGGGAUGUUUAAGGAGGUCUAUCAGAAAAUAGAGACUGUGAAUGAGAGCUGGAAUGCCUUAGCAGCCCCGUCAGAUGAGCUGUAUUACUGGAAUCCCAAAUCUACAUACAUCAAGUCACCACCAUUCUUUGAAGACCUGACUUUGGAUCCUCAGCCCCCUAAAUCUAUAGUGGAUGCCUACGUGCUGUUAAAUUUGGGAGAUUCAGUAACAACGGACCACAUCUCUCCGGCCGGAAAUAUUGCAAGAAAUAGCCCUGCUGCUCGCUACUUAACUAACAGAGGCUUGACUCCACGAGAAUUCAACUCCUACGGCUCCCGCCGAGGUAAUGACGCCAUCAUGGCACGGGGGACAUUUGCCAAUAUCCGCUUAUUAAACAAAUUCUUGAACAAGCAGGCACCACAGACUAUCUAUCUGCCUACUGGCGAAAUUCUUGAUGUGUUCGAUGCCUCUGAGCGGUACCAGCAGGCGGGCCUUCCCCUGAUAGUUCUGGCCGGCAAAGAGUACGGCUCAGGCAGCUCCCGAGACUGGGCGGCCAAGGGCCCUUUCCUACUGGGAAUCAGAGCUGUCCUAGCUGAGAGUUACGAGCGAAUUCACCGAAGUAACUUGGUCGGGAUGGGGGUGAUCCCCCUCGAAUAUCUCCCCGGGGAGAAUGCAGACACCCUAGGACUCACAGGGCGGGAACGAUACACUAUCAGCAUUCCAGAAACCCUCAAACCACGAAUGAAAGUCCAGGUCAAGCUGCAUACCGGCAAGACCUUCCAGGCUGUAAUGAGGUUUGAUACCGACGUGGAGCUCACUUAUUUCCACAACGGGGGCAUCCUCAACUACAUGAUUCGCAAGAUGGCCAAGUAGGCCCUGGUUUCCUCGGAGAUGGGCAUCCUGGCCGCAGUGGGGAGCAAGCGCAGUGCCUGCAGCCCGCGGGCCCUGGCGUGAUAGUCUCUCCACCCCAGCCUUUCCCCGCCCCGCCCCUCCCCGCCCCUCCCCUCCACGCAGGGGCGCUUCCUGCCCAGAGCGCCCUAAGGUUCCGGUGCCGAUCCUCCGCACACAAAAUCAGCAGUUUCUACAUGCUCUAUUUUUGUUAAUCUUUUUAUCUUUUUCUAGAAUUUGGAAGCUUAGAAUGGUGGGAUUGUCAGUUGUGCCAGGAAGGGAGAGCUGAGCCCUUUACAGUUACUGAUCACAGAAUAUGUUGAUUUUUCACUCUUAGCCUCUACUGUUCAGCUGAACACAAAUGUCUCCUGCCCGAUUUUGGGUUCCUCUGUUACCCUCUGCUCGAUGAAACCUUUCCCUUGAGAGUCCUUUGCCUCUGCAUACCGUCCCAAUGUUAACUGACAAGGCAGAGAAGAACUUUUUCACACUUCAAAUCCUAGCCGUGACUGUGAUCCCAUCGCCCCUCCUUUUCCUCCAGAGUGACUGAUUCAGACACCUCGUGGAUGGCUCAGAGGUUGAAAUUUUUUGAUUAUGUACCUUUUGAUAGAUCAACACUGAAGAAAUAUGGAGGUUUCUUUUACUAUAUUCAAACAUUUUCCCCAGAAAAUUUUUCAUGUAUCAAGAGAACUUUGGAUGUGGUUUUGGAGAGAGAUGCAGAACAUUUCUAAUUUGAAUACGAUUAAAUCUGUUUUCAAGGAAAACUUUUUGACUUUGAUACUGAAUUCUGCUGUGUUUGUGGCCCUCGUUUUGGGAUAUGUAGAGCAGAGCAAUCUCAGACUGCAGGAUCCUGAAGCCUGGAUGACCUUCAAGUUCUCCUCUUUUUGUAACCACGUCAGUAAUAUGCAGGUUAAAUGGCCGUGUUGAACCUCAUCUGGGAGCAAACAAGAAGGUAGCAAUAGCCUGGUAGCAGUAGCAAUAAUGUAGUCUGGUGAACGGAUCAUAAUUUUUUUUAUUUUCAUCUAGGUUAUCUGCUCAUUUUCAUCACUGAAGUCAUUUCAGGGCACAUGUCUUGGGCUACUCCAGCUGCCAUAAUGAAAUAUCAGAGACUGAGUGGCUCAAACAUCAAAAAUUUAUUUUCUCACCGUUCU